Messenger RNA from Acanthoscelides obtectus, 3992 nucleotides. The record is from the annotation of a GenBank genome assembly. Lineage: Eukaryota; Metazoa; Arthropoda; Insecta; Coleoptera; Chrysomelidae.
AUGAACAUAGAAAUAAACAGAUUGCAGACGUUCAAUGAAUGGCCAGCUCAUGCUGAGGUAAACCCCCAGAGAAUAGCAAAAGCAGGAUUCUUUGCUACAAAACAAGGUUUGGAAGUAGAGUGCUUUGCAUGCCAUUUGAAAAUAUCUGAAUGGAACUAUGGAGAUCAAGUAAUGGCGAGACAUGCUGCUUUGAGUUCUACAUGCCCUUUUGUAACUAAUCCAAUUACCUCAGGGAAUAUCCGAUACUUUCCACCUUUAGUCUCGUCUGAUCCUUACAGCGAGUCAGUGGAAGCAAGACUAGCAUCAUUCGAAAACUGGCCCUCAUCAAAUGUAGUGUCUCCUGAAAGUCUGGCAAAUGCUGGUUUCUUUUACUUGGGAGAUGGUGACAAUACAAAAUGUGCUUUCUUGCAAAGGAGUAGUUCGGGCAUGGGAGCAAGUGUGAUCAACAAAAGAUGUGGACCUGUUGCAUUUUAUAAAAAACCUUUUACAAAUGCUCAACUUGUCCAGAAUGAUCAGAACUUGGAUGAACUGGGAAUACAGACUCAUAAAGGGCCAAAGAGGUCAGACUUUUCAACUGUAGAGUCAAGAUUACGUUCAUUUAUUGGUUGGUCUUCAGAAUUGAUUCAGACUCCUGAACUUUUAGCACAAGCUGGGUUUUAUUAUGAAGGUAUAAGGGAUCAAGUUAGAUGCUUUCAUUGUGAUGGAGGGCUAAAGCAUUGGGAUCCACAUGAUGAUCCUGGACUGAACAUGCUAGAUGGUUUCCAACAUGUGCUUUUGGAUAAAAAGAGACCACUCACUGAACCAGAGCUGCAAGAGAUCGUCGACAAUUUCUCUGAUUUCGAUGAGGAUAUAGUAGACUUUGCAGAUGAAAGCAAAGGAGAAGAAGAAGUUAUUCAGUACAAUGUUUACGACAGCGAAUCUGAGCAAUCUGCCGUUGAGGACUCGGACUAUACACACGAAUUGGAGAAUCAAGGAGAUAAGUUCUUUUACAUUGGAAAGGACGAAGAGAAUGUUUGGAAAAGCACUCCUGUGAGUUUUACCAGUAAAACUAGGUCUAAAAAUAUAAUCAAGAUAUUACCAGGUUCAAAAGGAGCUGCGAAAAAACAAAAUUUUGCAAGAGAUAGAGAUUGCAAAAUAACUUCGUCCACGGAGAUCCAGGCAUUAGUCGGCGCGUUAUAUAUAAUUGCAGUAAAGAAAGGAAAUCGUAGUCACUCCAUCCAAAAGAUCCAAAGCACCCGCCGGAAAUAUCCUAUUACAGAACAAGAGGUGCAGGCUCAGUUAUCAAGCCCUCAAGCAAUGGCUGCACUGAACAUAGGCUUAACAUUAGAGACCGUCAAGCGUGCUAUUCGGGAGAAGUUAGAACAAACUGGCAUUGGAUAUUCGCAAGCGGACGCUUUGGUUGAAGCGGCCCUCAAUAUUCAACAUGAACAUGUUGCAGAACAUGACCAAGAUGCAUUAGAACCUAAUUUCCACGUAGACUGCGCCGUGCGGGAGGCUAUAGCCCCUGUUAAACCCUCGGAGUGUCAUAAUGUUCCUGUAGAUGUAGCAAAUGAAAUGACAGAGCAGGUGGUCGAGGAAUCUGUCAGGCCUAUUCCUUCAGCAAAGAAAACAUUGACCUUAGAAGAGGAAAAUAGACUUCUAAAAGAAGCAAGGCUGUGUAAGAUUUGUAUGGAUGCUGAAGUUGGUAUAGUGUUUUACCAUGUGGACAUCUAGUUACUUGUGUAAAUUGUGCGCCAAAUCUUGAAGAUUGCCCUGUUUGUAGAUCUGCUAUAAAAGCUUCAGUCAGGACCUUCCUGGCAUAACAUUAAUAAGUAAAAGUUUUAAUUCAUGUUUGAAAAUGAUCACAUUUCAAAAUCUCUAUGUGGAAUGAGUCGCGAUAUUAAAAACAGUUAAUGUGUGGGUGCUACAUUGGAAUCCAAGUAUCGCUUUUUUCUUCUAAAGUUAAAAAAUGUGAUAUUCUGCAACAACCAUAAAAAUAUGUAACGGUAUACAACUAUGGAACUUAGAAACUUAAUCUGCCAUCUCACUGAUGAUCGAUGUUAUAAUUUACUACUAUUUAACACGUGUGCAGUGUGACCUUCUACUGAUUUGAUUUUCAUUGCUAAUCUUUUAUACUGAUUUAACAAAAGUUUUAUCACUACGUUUACACGUCCGCUAUAUGGCCUAAAAUAGUUAAAACGGUUUAUUGUAAAUCGAUUUUGUUAUAAUAAUUCACACAAUUGAAGUGGUGUAUAUCUUUUUGGAUCAUGUGAACUACUGUAGCAGCAGUAUUGCUAAGGGCUAGUCCUACACACAACUUUCAAGUUGUCUUGCAAGUUUUGUAAUUCAUACUUUAUAGUAUACUAGUCUAGACCCGCGGCUCCGCUCGCGUAGAAGUAGUGUAAAGUAUAGGCCAUCCAUUUUGCAUUAGUGUGAAGGAGAAGGGUUUCAGAGGAAGAAAUACAAUACUCAAUGAAAUCCAGUAACUACUUUGGCAAUUAACUAAAAUGUAUUAAAAUAUCCAUACUAGCCUCUGACCGCUUGAAUCUGCAGGUAUCUGUUUUUUUAUGAAACUUGUUAUUAUGAAUGAUAAAUAAUAGUAGAAUAGAUAACAGCAUGGUUGCCUGGUCACAUUUCAUGAAGCCAUAUUUUGUUCCUAUGGACUUACUUUUUCAGUUGUUUGAACAAGUUAUUCAGGGUGGUCAUAACGCAAAAUGGACAAUUUCUCAAAAAAAAAAUAGAUGUGCAUUUUCACACUCCUUGAUUCUCUUUACCAUAAGCUUUUUUUGAUAUAAUGCUUUAGGUGUUUUGUAAUAAAGCGUUAAUUUCCGAUCACGUUUCGGGUCUUUACUUCCGCGGGACAAAAUGGUGGUACAUUCAUAUUUAUCAAUUUUUAUAACGUGCUAAACUCGAAACUUCAAAUUUUAAUAGAUAUUUUUUUAAAUUUCCUACUUUAUCACAUUUUCAGUAAAUAUUUUUUUUAAACCUAAUUUCUUCAUAAUUUUGCAAAAUGGUCACAUGUUUAGAAAACAAAUCUGAAAACAUGCUGUCGCUGUUUAUAAGCAACGUCCAUAAUCGUGCUGCUACUGUUUUACUGCUCUUUGUCUUUGUUAUUCCAAACGUAGUUGUUUCUAGAAAGGAAAGUCACAACUUUCAGAACACCCUGUAUACUUUGAAAAGCUUAGCGCUUCAUAGAUGGCACUGUAGCCACAUAUAUGCUUGUAUAUGCUCAUAUAGGCAGCGCCAUCUAUGAAUUACUAUCAUACAUAGCAUACAUAAUAAAUAGAGAAACAGCUGUUACAACUUCUCAUAGAUGACGGCUACAAUAUCUAUUUUAUCUCGGAUAAUUUUCUAGGCUCAAGAAUAUGGCAUGAGGUUGGCUUUCUUCGGGUAGAAUAUGUUAAUUAAUGAUUGGAACACAUUUUUAACUACUAUUUAAAAACACGUAACCUAAGCCAUUACUGCCAGCGGGAGCUGGCAACCGCGCUCUUGCUAGCUUGACGCUGGCGGUGGAAUACUUAUCGCGAUAGAUUCCAUCGCAAAAUCGACCAUGAGUCCGCGGAUAAAACCAUGCCUACAACCUACAAGUGUACAAAUGUUUACGUCUCUCUCCGUAUUGUGGAUCAUGCGUGAUGCUGACAGACAGCAACAAAUAACAAUUAGGAGAAAAAAUAGUUACUAAGUCGGCGAGAUUGUUGCUGAAAUUGUUUUUAAACAACAGUGAACGAACAGUCGACGAAUAGAAAUAGAUCUUCGAAAGCUAGAGCUUAAGUUAUAAGAGUGUACUUCUGCAAUACUUUGCCUUCUACCCAAAGAAAUUCAAGGAUAUUUUCUCCUAACAUUUAAGGCAAUUAACUAUGAAAAUAUAUAUUACGUAUAUAUAUAAUACGUAUAUAUUAUUAUUCAUAGUUAAUUGCCUUAAAUGUUAGGAGAAAAUAUCCUUGAAUUUCUUUGGGUAGAAGGCAAAGUAUUGCAGAAGUACACUCUUAUAACUUAAGCUCUAGCUUUCGAAG